CGAUGAGAUAGAAAUUGUGAGGUCGAGAGAGAGUGGGAUGAGAGAGGGAGCAAGACCUCCAAUAACUGAAGAAAUGGGAGGCAAAUGUUAGCAAAGUUAUACAUUGCUCUAUUACUUCUAUUCUCCUCUUCCUCUUGUUCUUUUCAGACUAUUAUUACCUUCUCUCUUUCUCUUUCUCUUUCUCUUGCUCUUCCUGAACUCCGUUCAUUGCAUCUACUCUACUUAUUUUCAAGCUAUUACAGGAAAAGAAAUAUGGUUCGAAAAAGAGAUCGAUUUUGGGAGUAUGCUGAAGAUCUAAAAGGUCGUUUUAAAUGUAAGUUUUGUGAAUGUGAUUUUGCUGGGGGUGCUUCAAGAAUUAAAUGUCACUUGGCUGGAGUUAAAGGUCACGAUAUUGAUAUUUGUACGAAAGUGUCUAAAGAGGUCCAAGAGGAGGCUGCUCUAAUAGUUGGAGAACCUAACAAAAAACUUAAGGGUGCAUCAACUUCAAACAGAGAUAAAGGGAGGGAAAUCAACUCAACUUCAAUAUCAAAGGAUGUCACAUUAAGCAGAGUGUUUGAAAAGAGUAAUGAAGAAUAUAGCACUGAAAUCGACCUUAGUGUUGCAGUGGAAGGACUAUUAGCCAAGGUGAGAUCACUUGUUAUUGAUCAUAUUGGUUUUGGAUUGGGUGACAAGGAGCAGCUAAUAGAGCUUCUUGUCUCAUUAUCCAAGAUUCAAGUUGUGUUACAAGACACUGAGAAAUGGCAAAUAACUGAUGAACCUAUGAGGAUUAGGUUAGCGGAGUUUAGAGAUGUAGUUUAUGAUGCUGACGAUGUGCUAGAUGAGUUUGAGAUUCUUAAGCAAGAGGUACAAUCUCAAAACCAAAUAAUGGAAAGUAUUGGCGUUUCACUCUUUAAUCUUAUCACAACCCCCCUCAAUAUAGAAAACAAAAUGAAGACCAUCAUCGAUCGAUUAUUGGAUACAAUUAAGAAUGGUCUUAGAGUGGGGUCUAUGGAUACAAUCCCCAAGAUUAGCCUGGAUAGAGAGGUAGACUCCUACCUCAAUGAUUUAGAAAUUGUAGGGAGAGGAUAUGAUGUCUCAAAAAUAGUGAACAUGUUGACUAAUGCAAGCAAUCAAUGUAUCUCCGUUCUUCCUAUAGUGGGUAUGGCAGGUCUUGGAAAGACAACUUUAGCAAAAGAAGUUUAUAACAAUGAAUUAAUAAGGAAACAUUUUGAUCUACUAGCAUGGGCAUGUGUCACUAAGAAUUUUAAUUUUAAGAGGAUUUUAUGUGAGAUUCUUCAAUCUUUUGAUAAAAAUUAUUUUUCAUUCUUGGAAUAUUGCCAAUUCCAAAGUGAAGAUAAAAUUCUUAGUAGACUUCAAAAAAAAUUGUGUGGGAAUAAAUAUCUUCUUGUACUUGAUGAUGUGUGGAUUGAUGAUCAUGAAGAAUGGAGUAAAUUAAGGAGUUACUUGCUUAGUUUUAAUUCAAUGACGGGAAAUAAUAUUGUUGUAACAACCCGUAGUGAUAAAGUCGCAAAUCUCAUAGGGACACCACAAUGCCAACAUUAUCUGGAACAAUUAUCAAAAGAUGAAUGUUGGUCCAUAUUUGAAAAAAGAGCAUUUGCAAAUAAAAAAAUUACUCGAACUAGAGAUUUGGAGUCUAUUGGAAGAGAGAUUGCUAAAAGAAGUGAAGGGUUUCCAUUGGCUGCAAAAGUUUUGGGAGGAAUAAUGUGCUUUAAAUAUGAUAAAAGUGAAUGGUUAUCAAUUCAAAAUAAUAAAAUUUGGGAUUUAUUAGAUGAUGAUACUAAUAGAUUCUUCCAGAUAUUGAGGUUAAGUUUUGAUAAUCUUCCAACACCAUCUUUAAAACAAUGUUUGGCAUAUUGUGCAAAUUUUCAAGAUUAUAACAUCAGAAAGGACGAAGUUAUUCAACAUUGGAUGGCUGAAGGGUUCCUUGAAUCAUCUAAUGGAAGUCGUACGAUGAUGGAGGAUAUUGGUAACUCGUAUUUCAAUUUCUUGUUGGCAACUUCCUUUUUCCAAGAUGCUAGAAAGGAUGAGUAUGGUAACAUUAUCAGCUGCAAGAUGCAUGAUUUGGUGCAUGAUUUUGCACUCUCAAUUAUAAAAUCUGAAACUCUAAUUUUGGAGGGAGCUUCAAUGGAUUGUGUUGGCAACGCACAAUGUUUAUUUUUCCGCUUCGUUGGCCAAACAACACAAAGAAUUCCAUUUAUUGGAGAUGAUUUCACAAAAUUGCGCAGCUUAGUUUCAGAUUAUGCUGACUUUGGCAGCACAUUAUCAAAUUUUAAAAGCUUACGUGUGUUAAAGUUAUAUGGGGGCAGUAUAAUAGAGUUGCCAGAUUCAAUUGAGCAUUUGAUACAUUUGAGGCUUCUUCACAUCUCACGUGCCAAAAUUAAGACAUUACCAAAAUCCGUCACCAAACACUACAAAUUGCAAACUUUAACAAUCGAAAAAUGUUAUUUUGGAUUCAGAGAGCUUCCAGAAGAGUUAAGCAAUUUGAUUAACUUGAGACAUAUUUAUAUUGAUAAGGAACCUCUCCGUAUGCCUAAGAAUAUGGGGUUGUUGACUCGCCUUCAAACAUUGCCAAUUUUUGUUGUGGGUCAAGAUGAAGGUCAUAGCAUCGAAGAAUUGGGAGCUUUGAAGAAUCUGAGAGGAGAAAUAGACAUCCGCAAUCUAGGUUUUGUGGAAGAUGAGGAAGAAGCCAAAAGUGCAAAAUUAAAAGAAAAGGAAAUAUUCAAGUUGGGAUUAUACUGGAGUUGGGAAGAAGAUUAUAGAGAUAAAGAUAAAGAUGAAAAGGUGUUGGAAGGCCUCCAGCCUCACCAAAAUUUGAAAAGCUUAACAAUUGAUUUGUACGGAGGAAAGAAACUCCCAUCAUGGGUUGGUUUGUCGCUACAUCACAAUUUGAUUGAGAUCAAAUUGGGAUACUUCAAGAAUUGUGAAGAAGUUCCUACUCUGGGGCAUUUACCCUGUCUUAGGGUUCUUGAAAUAGCUGGAAUGUGGGAGGUAGGAUGUAUAGGAAGCGAGUUUUACCGUGAUGAGAGUUGCAAAAAUACAAGAUUAUUUCCGGCAUUGAGAAUACUUAAAUUGGAGUACAUGGAAGGAUGCAAAAGAGUUGACAAGUGCAGGUGAGGUGUUGGUGUUUCCUUGCCUAGAGGAGCUCACCUUAUAUGACUGUCAAUCGCUGAGAAAUUUGCCAGACUCACUCCACACCUGCACUUCCCUUCAGAAGUUGGUAGUGGGCUGGACUGACCUGAGGUAUUUGCCAGGUGUCCCGUCAUCCAUAAUAAGGCGUGGUAUUGAAGACCUACCCACUGGCAGUGAAUAUUUGGAGAAUUGGGAUUGUCUGCCUUCUUCUACUUAUUCCAUUCAACUCUCCCUCCAAAGUCUCAUGUUUUGUGGGCCGGAUACUCUCCUUGACCAAAUUCAAUAUUUCACUGCCCUUAAAAUUUUGUGGAUAGGCGCAAAUGUAAAUUUGGUAGAUUUGCCAGAGUGGUUGGGCAAUAUUUCUUCUCUUCAACAGCUGUAUCUUGUGCAUUGCUGGGAACUGGUGCAUCUGCCCACCAAGGAAGCCAUGCAACGCCUCACCCAAUUGAAAAAGCUGGUGAUUUCUCGUUGCCCCAAAUUUGAACACAAUGAGAGGAUCAAGAUUAGCCACGUUCCAUAUGUUGAAAUCAAUUCUAAACAGAAGCCAUAUUGCAAAGAUUUCGGGGACUAACUCAGGAAGCUGGCGAGAAGUUUGCGUUUGGGAAAAUAAUUAAGUUGAUGACAACUGUUGCCAAGGCACUUCAGGGUGUAGUGAUUUAAGUGAUCCCUAGUUCAACUAGUGCAAGCAAAUUUGAACUCACAUUCCUAUAAAGUUUCUGACAACACUGAAGUUGUUGAUGGUUCUACUUCUAAUAUUUUAGUAUAUGGUUUCCACCUUUUCGAAGCUCACAAGAAGAUUUCAUCUCGUAGAAUAGUGAACUUGAUGACAAAUGAUGCCAAGGAACUUCAGGUUUGUUUUCUCUUUACCACUUGGGAUAUGUAUUUAUAAUUUACUUCGUAAUUUGUGCUUUACAAGACCCUAUUCAAUUUAUGUAUUUGCAGAAUCACUGUGUUCUAUAGCCAAUGUACAUAUUUACAUAAACAAAAGUUUUAGUCUAUGUAAAGGCAUGUGUGUCAACUCCACCUGUGUUCAUACAUCACCAAAACAAUGUAUAGAGUUAUAUUGAGUACAGCCAAAUCACUGAAUUGUGGUUUGACUCUCUUGAUA
Quercus lobata is the source of this 4237-nucleotide messenger RNA. RefSeq names its product putative disease resistance protein RGA3. The transcript has 6 exons. The record is from RefSeq and is a predicted model, not a curated record. Lineage: Eukaryota; Viridiplantae; Streptophyta; Magnoliopsida; Fagales; Fagaceae. Gene Ontology annotation, molecular function: ADP binding; DNA binding. The coding region runs from base 85 to 3114 and encodes 1009 amino acids.